Messenger RNA from Fusarium poae, 942 nucleotides. RefSeq lists its product as uncharacterized. NCBI's taxonomy places the organism in Eukaryota, Fungi, Ascomycota, Sordariomycetes, Hypocreales, Nectriaceae. Gene Ontology annotation, molecular function: nucleic acid binding. The transcript is spliced from 3 exons. The coding region runs from base 1 to 942 and encodes 313 amino acids. The record is from RefSeq and is a predicted model, not a curated record.
AUGGCUAAAACUAAAAAGGUUGCUACAGAUUUCGAAAAGAUCAUCAACGAGGGGCGCGAGCGAAAGAAAAACGAAGACCUCGCCAAUCGCAUCUUCUCCAAGAACCGCCGCCAGAGCGCGCCAUCCAAGCUUGGUGUCAAGUCCACUUCCAGUCCCUCGCUCGCAAGUCGCGUCGGCGUUAGAAAGGUGCAGCGCGCCUCGGGCAUCGGCGCCCGCUCGAAUGCUCCCGGUAACGUGAACGGCGAAUGGACUCAUGACCUACACCAUUCGAUCUCGGGUGACCUGAGCGCCCGUAUCUCUGCCCCCAAUGGUCCCAGCAAGAGAGCCAACAACCGCCGAACAGCUCGACUAUCCGCCGCUGUUGAUCGCAUGGACACUUCGGCCGAUGCGCCUCAGCAAGUCAACAUAGUAAAACCGAAGGGGAACAACGCCAACAACAGUUCCAUGGGCAUGAGCAUCCGGGGUCUUGCUGGGCCGUUUACCGUUAUGGCACAAAACUUCGCUCCUGGCACCACCCCUGCCGAUAUCGAGAGCGCCAUGACUCCCAUCGGAGGCGAGAUUGUGAGCUGUCGCAUAGUCAAAUCGAAGCCUAUCCUCAUCUUCGAGAUGGCCUUUGCUUCGCGCGAAGGUGGCGAACGAGUCAUCGAAACAUUUAACGACAAGACUGCUGAUGGCAGAAUCAUUAAAGUCUACCCUAAGCUCGGCGCUCCAACAAACAUCUCAUCUCCCAACCCUCCCAGGGAUGCCCCUAGCGGCCCUCGGGGCAGUCGCGCAAGCAGGCCCACCAAGGACAACUUUGUUGACGGCUCAAUGGGGUUUCCUGACUUGAUGCAGACCACUGCCACAAACGAUUCAUCAAGGAGCAACCAGUUGUAUAGUGAUAACCUUGUUGGCGGCAACCGAAGAGGUCGCGGUGGCCCAAGGGGUCGUGGUGGACGAUAA